AUAAGCGGCGAAAAAUUGACAGGUUAUCAAAGAGAAGCACUGGAACAAACAAAAGGUCUUGUUUCUGUACGAAAUAAAAAAGAAAAAUCAAAUUUUUCGUUAAAAAACACAAUCGAAGUGGUGUUAGUUUCUGGUUUUGGAAAGCAUGGUUAACUUAGUCAAGGGAGUUUUAGUUACAUGCGAUCCGGCGAUGAAACAAUUUUUGCUGCAUUUGGAUGAGAAGCAAGCAUUUGGAAAAAAGUUCAUUCUGCUCAAUUUGGACGAUACUCACCUGUUCAUAUCGGUGGACAUCGUAGAAACGCUGCAAAACAAGUUUGACGAUUUGAUGGAUCGCAUCAGUUUUCCAUUGCACGAAAGAGGCGAUUAG
Sitodiplosis mosellana (orange wheat blossom midge) is the source of this 367-nucleotide messenger RNA. It is a transcript of the gene Tfb5, whose product is annotated as general transcription factor IIH subunit 5. The transcript has 2 exons. Gene Ontology annotation, cellular component: transcription factor TFIIH core complex; transcription factor TFIIH holo complex. Gene Ontology annotation, biological process: transcription initiation at RNA polymerase II promoter; nucleotide-excision repair; transcription by RNA polymerase II. The record is from RefSeq and is a predicted model, not a curated record. The coding region runs from base 146 to 367 and encodes 73 amino acids. NCBI's taxonomy places the organism in Eukaryota, Metazoa, Arthropoda, Insecta, Diptera, Cecidomyiidae.